AUGCAUGGUCAUCGGGUAGAUACAGAACUUGUGACCGAAAAUGUUAGACUUGAGGUCGUUUACGAAUCAAACCCGUCGUUCGCAGGUGAGGGAAUACAGCUACUGAUCAGAUUAAGACACCUGGGUUCAGAGCGAAGGCUCGAGCAGUUGGAAGUAGAAAGGAAUACACUAAAAACUUCAAUUGAAGAGAGAGCGAAAGCAAGAAGUAGUAAUAAUAAGCCAUGGCUAGUAAAGUCUCUUUUAGAUCCAUUUAAUCGCGACGAGAAAGCUGAAGAGGAGCAUGACAAAGAGCUGGAAGAGGAUAUCAACAAAAAGAUGGGUUUUCAUCAAGCGGUAGAUUUGAUGUCAUGCUAUGUUCAAAUCUACGGUGUGUUUCAGUACGAUCCAGAGGUUAUAGAUCGCACCGAACUCAGUAAAGUCAACAAAUUGGCUGGUGUGAGUUCCCUUAGGUCCUCAUACGCGGUUCAUUCUUUAUCAGAAACAGUAGCUGGUUUCUUUUUUACCAGCUUUGAUGAAAUGACAACGGCAGCCGUGAAAGGUAAUGAACCGACCUUGGAAGUUGUCCCAAUAUUAUUGAUCCCACAGACACUGCUUUUUUCGGAAGUGUCCUUGAAGCCGGGCGAAGUGAAGACUUACCAAUUUAAAUCCCCUAAAUUACCUUAUGAUCUACCACCAACGUAUCGAAGCUCGAAACAUAUAAAAAUUCAAUAUUUUGCGAACUUCGGGAUCACAAAUGUCAAAGAUGAUAAGCUCAAGCCAUUCAAUGCUGAUUUCUCUUUGAAUAUUUGCCCAUUCAUUGACGCUCGUGGCUGUCAAUUUACCUCAUCUUUGAACCAGGAUUUGGUCAUACUUCCUCCAGGACGUGUAAAAGAAUAUAAGGACACUUCCAAGAAUCGCAGAAAAUCGGUUGCCUCAGUUAUUCCCCGCAGGAGAAGCUCUUUACUUCCUACAAAUUCCAUCGAAAAUCGACUACGCACUAGCCAACAAGCGAAGGAUAAGUUUAAAGAGUUAGUUUUGGAGCUCAAUUCAACGGACGAGUUUAAAGCUGAUUUAGAAGUUUUGGUAGAUCAGAUCCUCGAUACACAAUUUGGACCCGAAAAGUAUGAAUCUUCCUCCGACGAUGAGGACGAAAGAAAUCCAUCUCAACAAAAUAAUCUUGUGAAAAUGCAGAAACUGGAUCCUAGAGUAAGAAAGGAUAGUAUUGGAUCGGUAAGGCAUAAUAUUAACAAUCUUUCUGGAUCGGUCCCUGCAGCAAUAUAUCUUCCCGCAGAAGAUGCGGAGAAGGAACAUGAACUCAAAGGUCUAAUUCCUCAGAUCAAGAACUGCCAAAAAGAAUACAUUAUCAAUCGCAAUGGACAUUUCAUUUGUAAGGUAAGCUUCUCCAAGUAUUUUUAUGAUAUUUCGGAUGAUAUCGAUUUAGUUGUCGAACUGUGCAAAGAUGAAUCAUACAAGAUAUCUGCUGUUUCUGCAACAUUAGAGUCAUUCGAACUCAUUAACCCAAAAUUCUGCAUUGAUGGAUCAUCUGCAAAAGCAAAGCCAGAGGGAAAUAUACUGUACGAAAAUCGAGCGAUCUGCUUCGACAACAGUUUCUCUAUACCGAUGAAGAUACUACCGCAAAAAUCCCCAAGUAAUCAAAUAACUAGUCAAUUCAGAACUGAUGUAUUUCAGCUCAAAUGGAUGUUGAGAUUUAGAUUUGUAUUGCUGAGUAAGUCUGAAGAGAGCAACUCUUUAGAUAAGUUCUACGAAGAUAAGAAUGGCUCAUUAUCUCAUGCAAAAAAGUAUCUCGAGGGCGAAGAGUUUAUGUGCCAUGUUCCAAUAUCGAUUUUGCCCACGAGUAAAGAUUUUGGUGGCUGGUAA
Molecule: messenger RNA, 1857 nt
Organism: Lachancea fermentati
Lineage: Eukaryota; Fungi; Ascomycota; Saccharomycetes; Saccharomycetales; Saccharomycetaceae
Source: the annotation of a GenBank genome assembly